AUGUGGCCAUGGCAGAUCUUGAAAGUCACUCCCGCUUACUCCAGAUCGUCUGCCGCGUCAUUGGCCUGCUCCCGUUACGUGACGAAUCAACGUGUCACUCUGCUGCCCAUCACCAGCAGCGACUUCCUCGACCCACUCCUUACUGUACUCCACCCUCACCAACAGCUCAUCGUUCGCCACCCCUUGUCUUGUGACUCCAGUCCAGACCCAGUGCCAAGCAAUGUCUCAGCGAAAGCUUGCGACAGAAACACCGAGGACGCGCUGCGUCCUCGGACAAGGCACGCUGACGACUCUCGGCUCCAGACCCACGUCGUGUGCAAAUAG
This is a messenger RNA of Parastagonospora nodorum SN15, 324 nucleotides long. RefSeq lists its product as hypothetical. NCBI's taxonomy places the organism in Eukaryota, Fungi, Ascomycota, Dothideomycetes, Pleosporales, Phaeosphaeriaceae. The record is from RefSeq and is a predicted model, not a curated record. Bases 1 to 324 code for a protein of 107 amino acids. The transcript has a single exon.